Messenger RNA from Ziziphus jujuba (common jujube), 3116 nucleotides. Its product is annotated as nuclear cap-binding protein subunit 1. Gene Ontology annotation, biological process: nuclear-transcribed mRNA catabolic process, nonsense-mediated decay; mRNA export from nucleus. Gene Ontology annotation, molecular function: protein binding; mRNA binding; RNA cap binding. Lineage: Eukaryota; Viridiplantae; Streptophyta; Magnoliopsida; Rosales; Rhamnaceae. Gene Ontology annotation, cellular component: nuclear cap binding complex; nucleus. The record is from RefSeq and is a predicted model, not a curated record. The coding region runs from base 271 to 2859 and encodes 862 amino acids. The transcript has 19 exons.
GAAAAAAAAAAAAAGAAUUAGAAUUUUAGAUACAUGGCGUUUUCGCAUAGCUCUUGGAGUGGAGUUGGUGUGAGAAAAACCGAAAGAGAAGCAGGGUUAGGGUUCUAGGACAAGGUUUUUAGCAUCACAGUCCAUAAAAAAAAAAGAAAAAAAAACCUUCUCUACUCUAUUCUUUAACUUCCUGUUUCUAUUUUCUCUUUUGCUCUGGUCUCUCACCAAGAAAAGAAAAAAAAAAAAAAAUUACACAGAGAGAGAUAGCAAAGAGUAUUAAUGAGCAGCUGGAAAAGUUUGCUACUUCGAAUCGGCGACAAAUGCCCAGACUACGCCAACUCUUCCGACUUCAAAGACCAUAUCGAAACAUGCUUUGGUGUUCUUCGGCGAGAGCUGGAGCACUCCGCCAAUGACAUUUUGAAGUUCCUUAUCGAGUGUGCUGAACAAUUGCCUCACAAGAUUCCUUUUUACGGAACAGUGAUUGGUUUGAUCAACUUGGAAGAUGAAGAUUUUGUUAAGAAAUUACUGGAGAGUACUCAAAAUAACUUUCAGGAUGCCCUAGAUUCUGGAAACUGUAACAGAAUUCGUACUUUAUUGAGAUUCCUGACUGUUAUGAUGUGCAGUAAAGUCCUUCAACCCAGUUCUUUAGUGGUUGUUUUUGAAACAUUAUUGUCAUCAGCUGCCACAACAGUUGAUGAGGAGAAAGGGAAUCCAUCAUGGCAAGCACGAGCUGACUUUUAUAUUCAAUGUAUCUUAUCUUGCCUCCCUUGGGGAGGAGCAGAACUUACUGAGCAAGUUCCUGAGGAGGUUGAAAGAGUUAUGGUUGGCAUAGAAGCUUAUUUAAGCAUCAGAAGGCAUGGUUCUGAUGCUGGUCUGUCUUUCUUUGAGGAUGAUGAUGAUAGUGAGAAAGGAAAUGGUCACAAGGAUUUCUUGGAGGAUUUAUGGGGCCGCAUACAAGUAUUAUCUAGCAAUGGGUGGAAGCUUGAUAGUGUUCCACGACCUCACCUAUCAUUUGAAGCACAGCUAGUUGCUGGAAAGUCUCAUGAAUUUGGGCCCAUCAAUUGCCCCGAUCAACCCACUCAGCCUUCAACAAAUUCUGCUAUAAGUUAUGGUAAACAAAAGCAUGAAGCAGAAUUGAGGUAUCCUCAAAGGAUACGCCGACUUAAUAUAUUUCCUGCAAGCAAAACUGAGGAUCUACAACCCAUAGAUCGCUUCAUUGUGGAAGAGUAUCUUCUGGAUGUGCUUUUUUACUUCAAUGGCUGUCGCAAGGAAUGUGCGUCAUUCAUGGUUGGUCUACAUGUGCCCUUUAGAUAUGAACAUCUUAUGGCAGAGACAAUUUUCUCUCAGAUACUUAUGCUACCACAUCCUCCAUUCAAGCCAAUAUAUUACACGCUGGUUAUUAUCGACCUCUGUAAGGCUCUUCCUGGCGCCUUUCCUGCUGUAGUAGCUGGUGCAGUUCGUGCUCUUUUUGAAAAAAUAGCUGAUCUGGAUAUGGAAUGUCGCACACGUCUCAUUCUUUGGUUUUCACACCAUCUAUCAAACUUUCAGUUCAUCUGGCCUUGGGAAGAGUGGGCUUAUGUCCUAGAUCUCCCAAAAUGGGCUCCCCAACGUGUAUUUGUUCAGGAGGUUUUGGAAAGAGAAGUUCGUUUGUCAUACUGGGACAAAGUUAAGCAGAGUAUUGAAAAUGCCCCUGGUUUAGAAGCGUUGCUUCCUCCCAAGGGUGGGCCAAACUUCAAAUUUAGUGGUGGAGAUAGUGGUGAACUGCAUGCACUGUCUGUAGAACUCAGUAACUUGGUGAAAGGAAGAGCAGCUGCCCGUGAAAUGAUUGUAUGGAUAGAAGAAAAUGUAUUUCCUGUGCAUGGAUUAGAACUUACCCUAAAAGUGGUUGUGCAAACAUUCUUGGACAUUGGAUCAAAAAGUUUCACUCAUUUAAUUACUGUACUGGAGAGAUAUGGUCAAGUCAUUGCAAAGAUAUGUUCGGACCAGGAUAAGCAAGUCAUGUUAAUUGCAGAAGUAGAUUCUUUCUGGAAGAACAAUGCACAAUGGGCAGCUAUAGCAAUUGAUAGGAUGAUGGGUUACCGGCUUUUAUCUAAUUUGGCCAUUGUGAGGUGGGUCUUCUCUCCAGAAAACAUUGAGCAGUUCCACCUGUCUGAUCGUCCUUGGGAGAUUCUAAGGAAUGCAGUUAGUAAGACAUAUAACCGUAUCUGUGAUCUGAGGAAAGAGAUAUCCUCCCUGAAGAAGGGUAUUUUAUCAGCUGAAGAAGCUGCUGCAAAGGCAAAAAUGGAGCUUGAGACUGCCGAGUUGAAGCUUUCACUAGUGGAUGGUGAACCUGUUCUUGGUGAGAACCCUGUGAGGUUGAAGCGUUUAAAAUCAUAUGCAGAGAAGGCGAAAGAGGAGGAGACGUCAAUUCGUGAAUCUUUAGAGGCUAAGGAGGCUCUUCUUGCCCGAGCCCUUGAUGAAAAUGAGGCACUAUUCCUCUCUUUGUACAAGAACUUCUCUACUGUACUGAAUGAACGCUUGCCAGAUGCAUCUAGAGCUGGAACAUUGCAAGAGUUGAAGUCUAUUUAUGCAGAUAGCAUGGCUAUUGACAUUGAAGAAUCGUCAGAAAUGGAUGUGGACAACGAGAAUGGAAAACCCAAAAAAAAAAGUCAAUCAAAUGGUGGGAAGAUGGGCGUUUAUAAUUUAGGUGAGAAAGAACAGUGGUGUUUGUCAACUCUAGGCUAUCUCAAAGCAUUCUCAAGGCAAUAUGCUUCUGAGAUAUGGCCUCAUAUCGACAAGUUGGAUGCACAAGUAUUAACAGAUGAGAUGCAUCCUCUUUUCCGGAAAGCAGUUUAUUGUGGUCUGCGUCGAUCGAUGAAUGGGGUUUGAAUCUGGUUUUAUUUUUGUCAUUGACAUCUUUCACUUCUACCUCUGUAAAUUAUGGGACCUGAUGAGUUGGGGUUGGGGGCAAGGCAUGAGGUUACUUUUUAACCUCACCUUUAUGUAACCAUAACAAUUAAUCUAGGAGUUGAGGAUGAUGGUAAACUUUUUUUUUUUGGCCCUGUAGUUUUUUAAUUUUUAAGCAUUGAGUAAAUUCCACCAUGAUUUAUUCAGGAAAUAGAAUUAUUAACUUGGUUUGCCGUAGA